AUGGACAGGAAAGUCAGAGCUGUUGACUUCGUCGGGAGUUUCCUUGCUUUGGCUGGAACUACUGUCCUCAUGCUGGGCCUGACCUGGGGUGGCGGAGAUUAUCCUUGGAACUCGCCCCACGUUAUCGCAACUCUCGUUGUAGGUUUCUUCGUCUGUGUUGGCUUCACCCUUUGGCAGUGGAGAGGCGCCAAGUUUCCGUUGGUACCUCUCCACAUUUUCAAGUCUAAGAUAGUCAACGGAGCCUGCAUCACCAUGGCAAUCAACGGAUGGAACUUCGUUGUUCAAGUCUACUAUAUCCCAACCUUUUACCAGCUGGCCUAUGGGUACUCAGCAACCAAGGCUGGUGCAAUGCUUCUUCCCAUCACUCUUACCCAAACACUAUUCAGCACGUUGUCUGGACUUGUGGUACACAAGGUCGGGCGUUACCGAGAGUGCAUCUUGUUAGGCUGGGUACUAUGGGCUGUUGGUGCUGGCCUGUUGUCGACCCUUGAUGAGAACUCCAGCGUGGGAAAGCAGGUAGGGUACUCAUUACUUGUGGGUGCCGGGGUUGGAAAUACACUUCAGCCGUAA
Messenger RNA from Colletotrichum spaethianum, 570 nucleotides. Its product is annotated as efflux pump dotC. The record is from RefSeq and is a predicted model, not a curated record. The transcript is spliced from 2 exons. Gene Ontology annotation, biological process: transmembrane transport. Gene Ontology annotation, molecular function: transmembrane transporter activity. Bases 1 to 570 code for a protein of 189 amino acids. NCBI's taxonomy places the organism in Eukaryota, Fungi, Ascomycota, Sordariomycetes, Glomerellales, Glomerellaceae.